Cantharellus anzutake is the source of this 1182-nucleotide messenger RNA. RefSeq lists its product as uncharacterized. The record is from RefSeq and is a predicted model, not a curated record. Bases 1 to 1182 code for a protein of 393 amino acids. The transcript is spliced from 6 exons. Lineage: Eukaryota; Fungi; Basidiomycota; Agaricomycetes; Cantharellales; Hydnaceae.
AUGCGCGACAAAUUGUUCCGCCUCUCUUCUUACUCCCAUCUACAUGUCCACAUGGUCACAACAAGAGGAAUGCGACGGGCAGUGGAUGUGCCACCACCGAGCGAAUCUGAUCCCACCGCCACUCACGCAGUAGUGACUGUGGCUAAGCCCAUGGUGAAUCAGAAACAACAUGGUAGGCGUCGAAAAGAAAUGCCACCGCCUGAGAUCAUCAACCCCCUUCCUGUGGGCCUGGUGGUUGAGGAACCAAGUGAGCCCCAGGUUGUUUCCUCGGUUCCUGCCCUUGUUUCCCCCAUUCUCGCCCCCAUUUCUCCUAUUCUCGCCUCUGCCGCUGACCCUCCCAUCGUGAGGAAGACCAGAAAGCCGCGCACUAAAGCCAAAGCAAUUGAGGCUGACCAAACAGAGCAGAUCGGCAUUCCAGAGUACACAUUUGCGGUUGCAAAUGCGCGAAUAAUUCAAGAAAUGCCUAAGGCACCCAGCAGUCCUGCCACUUUGGGCGCAGUUAACCCAAAAGAAGUUAUAAAUGUCAAGCACGAGAACAAAAAGCUGCAAGUUGCAGCGAAAGUUUCCGCAGUCAUUCCUGACUCCGAUUAUGCGAUGAUGAGUGAACUUGAAGAUCUAUCUAGUGAUGAAUCUGAGAUCACUGGUGCGCUGGGCACAGACGAUGCUCCGGCGCUAGUCCAAGAGGAGGCAGUUGAAGACUACAUUAUAGACUUCGAAGUUGAGACUGACGAUGUCGUCAAACUUCUUCGACUACCCAUAUCUAUGUCAUGGUGGACAUUCCAGGAUCAGAUUGCCGAGACAAUGGGCUGCCAUGAGACCCGGCUACGCUUGGGCUAUAGGCUCAGCACUGCAAGAGCGGGAGAGAAGGCACACAGCCUCGAGACACUGGACGAGUAUUCCGAAAUGCAACAAGAAAUAGUCUCAGAAUGCGAGAAACAGGUGGUCCUCCAGAAAAAGGCGUCCAAGAUGAAGCCUCCGAAGGCGUUGAAAGUGUUGAUUAAGGACAGGCGAAAUAAGGCUGAAAAAAAGACCAUCGCGAAACCAAAAACCGCCUCAAAAACUUCUUGUGCUAAGCUCAACAAUAGUGCCGAUCCAGACUUGGUCGAGUCCACAUCGGCAACAGCUCACUUUGUGGGCAAUUUCCAUCGAAUUGCACUGUGCAACCCUCUCAGUUCCUCCUGA